GUGUCAGGAAGGAAAGCCGGCAGCGCAGCCACCCAAGAAGAGAAAGGGCAUGAAGCAAGAGCCAGUCCCCUUGGAGAGCCCUGAGGAGCAAUGGCUUUUGCGGCGCUCACUGUUGAGCACACUUGAAGCCUUUGCAGCUGCACAGCCCAAAGAUUUGCUUGUCCAUCUUCGACCCUUGACUAUCUAUCUGGCUUUGGAGGACACUUCAACACCAGAAGAGCAGUGGGUCGCUAUUAAGGUUUGUCGCAUUCUCUCUUCUGUUCUUCCGUAUGUGGCAGAGAGGCGUGGGCUCAUGGAUCAUCGCCAGGUUCAAGCUGAUUUGCAGGCUUUGAUUCGAAGUCAGCCAUCCAGCGGCGUUCAUGAAGCUGUGCGAUGUUUGUGCCUGGUUGUGAAGUAUGUCACUGGAGACCUUGCUCAGAUUGUGACGCAUUUAAACGUGGCGGUGCCAUCCUUGACCAAGUUGUGUGGCAUCUCUGAACAGAAGGGAACCUUAGAAAGGAUUCAGAUCAUGUACAUGAGUCGUCAAGCCUGGGUUCUUGCAUCGAUCUUGGAGAGCUUGUCUGUGGACGACUAUGUUCAAUUGGAAGGAGUCAAGUCAUCUGAGCAGCCAAAGCGCCGCUUGCUGCCUCGCUCGGAGCUAAAGUUCGACUUGGUCUCUGACUCCGUCGCAGGCACCGUGGCAGAUCUCCUCCUCAGGCUCAAUGAAAUUGGGGAACCGCAGUUGCGCGCAGUGGCUGCAUCCUGUAUGGGCUUCUUCUUGAAGGGUCAGCGAACUUUCACAAAGGACCGACGCAUCAACGAUCUGCUUUCCAGUGCAUUGAGCUCUGGAGAUCUGCUUCUUUGCCGUAAGGCUCUGGAGACGCUCUCGGCUCUUCUGAGUUAUUUCCGUAGCGAGGCAGAGCGUGAAUCGAAGGCAACUGCCACAGAUUUCGCUGAUUCUCGUGAUGGCCGUGUGGCGGGUCAGACGGGAAAUGGAUCUGGAACUGCCGGAGCUUCCGGACGACAGCACAACUCGGCCAUCGAGGCUGCUCAACCUUUGGCGGCUUUCUCUGACCAGGUCCUAGCACAUAUCACGCUCGCAGGAAGUGUCGGUCCAAGAAUGAAGAAAUCUCGAAAGCGAAAUGAACGAAGUGAACGCGAAGAGGAAGAAAAUGGUUCUGAAGGAGUGCUACGAGUUCGUGUGGAAGCUUUGUCUGUUGUUCGGCAUCUACACCAACAGGGCUUGGUAAAUCCUAUGGUUGUCCUGCCCAAGGUCUUCGCUCUCGCUUUUACCAGCGACAUGAGACUUUCUGAGCCCGCAACAUCGAUGCUGAAAGAAAUGUUGGAGCUCAGACCGAAUUUGCUCUUGAACCGCCUGGACGAGGCCUUCCGUGAGGCCUUCUUGGCAUUGCUCUCUGGUACAGUGCACUUGGGCGAGGCACUCAGCAGUCAACAACUAGCUGGCCUUGGCGACGUGUAUGCUGAACGUUUCCGAAAGCAGAAAGCUUUGCGAGAUGGGUUUCUCCGGAAGGCACUACAACAGCUGCAGAGACUACCCAGCGGCCAAUUUGAGGACCGAUUUGCAGAGCUUGCGGCUUUGGGAGUCCUUGAUGACGAUUCUGAGCCAAGCUCCUCCAGGAAGGAGAAACCCUUUGCACAACUGCCACUCCGACAGCGUCAACAACUGCUUUAUUCGCAGUUUAUUGCUUCUGCAAUCAGCGCCUUGCCUUUCAUCUUUGAGAAUGAGCCGCUUCUUUUGAUUUUCG
Cladocopium goreaui is the source of this 1745-nucleotide messenger RNA. The record is from the annotation of a GenBank genome assembly. NCBI's taxonomy places the organism in Eukaryota, Dinophyceae, Suessiales, Symbiodiniaceae.